Bombina bombina (fire-bellied toad) is the source of this 3702-nucleotide messenger RNA. RefSeq names its product PDZ domain containing 8 (gene PDZD8). The record is from RefSeq and is a predicted model, not a curated record. Gene Ontology annotation, molecular function: lipid binding; protein binding. Lineage: Eukaryota; Metazoa; Chordata; Amphibia; Anura; Bombinatoridae. Gene Ontology annotation, cellular component: mitochondria-associated endoplasmic reticulum membrane contact site. Gene Ontology annotation, biological process: mitochondrial calcium ion homeostasis. The transcript is spliced from 5 exons. Bases 138 to 3386 code for a protein of 1082 amino acids.
CGUAUACCCCCAGACCGGUGUCCCAGGUCCCUGGGCGCCGCGGAGGUUGAGGGAUGAGAAGGCAGAUGUGAGACGGCGGCCGGCCGCUGGGAAAGCGUGCAGGAUGCGGGGCCCGCUCUAAGAGUGUCCGGUCGGUCAUGGUGUACGUCGUGCUUCUGUCCGCCCUAGUGGGCUGUAUUCUUACCCUGCUGCUGCAGGUUCUGCUACUGUAUCGCCGCCAGCCCCAGCCUGUUCCCGGCUCCGUGCCGCCUCAGGCCAAAGCCAGGCCCGUACAACCCGACCCCUCCCUGCGCGACUACCUCCAGAGCGGCGCAGACCCACCGGCCGAGACCUGCCAAUUCCUUAACGCCAUCUUCCUCUUCUUAUUCCGCGAGCUCCGGGACACUGCGCUGCUCCGCCGCUGGCUCACCAAGAAGAUCAAAGUAGAGUUCGAGGAGCUGCUGCUCACCCGCACAGCCGGCCGGCUGCUAGAGGGUCUGAGCCUGCGGGAUGUGUCGCUGGGGGACGUGCUGCCCGUGUUCCGCAGCGUGCGGCCGCUCACUACCACCUUCGAACCCGGCCUGCCAGACGAGCUCAGCUUCGAGGUGGAGCUGGAGUACAACGGGGGCUUCCACCUGGCUAUAGACGUGGACUUGGUGUUUGGCAAAUCAGCCUAUUUGUUUGUGAAGCUGUCCCGGGUACUGGGCCGCCUGCGCCUGGUCUUCACCCGCCUGCCCUUCACGCACUGGUCCUUCUGCUUCCUGGAGGAUCCGCUCAUUGACUUUGAGGUGCAGUCACAGUUUGAGGGGAGGCCCAUGCCCCAGCUCACCUCCAUCAUUGUCAACCAGCUGAAGAAGGUCAUCAAGAGGAAGCACACUCUGCCUAACUACAAGAUCAGAUACAAGCCAUUUUUUCCAUUUCAAGUCAUGUCACCGGCUAUGGAGUUUGAGGAUCGGGAACUUACCCUUCAAGAUAUGGGCCUAACUGAAGGACGACUGAAAGUAUCUCUGAUAGACUGCAGCAGGCUUCUGAUAUUUGGGUCGUAUGAUCAGGAAACGCCAAUUCACUGCACAUUGGAGCUCAGCAACAGUCCUUGGAAAGAGAAAACAAGAUCUUCCAUCAAAACGGCAGAGUUAAUUAAAGGAAGUUCCCAAAGCCUUGGACUAAUCAUGGUACAAGCAAGAGAUGGGGACACAGGUCAUGUUUGCGUUGAAACUGUCACUCCAAAUUCUCCUGCCGCAGCUGCAGAUCUAAAGAAAGGGGAUCGACUUAUAGCUAUUGGAGGCAUCAAGGUUACAUCUUCUGUUCAAGCAUCAAAGUUAAUCAAACAGGCUGGGGACAGAGUCCUUGUGUUCUAUGAAAGGCCAGUUGGCCAAGGUGGAGGUGUGAAUGACAACUUUACACAUUUAGAAGAUUCAGCUUUUGCAGCUUCUUCAUAUACAUCAACUUUUGAGGAGGAUGCAGUUAGUAUUGGUGAUUCAGAAAAUAAAGAACAGGAUCUAGAGUUUGAAGACCUAGCUUAUGAUAUUAAACUUUCUGGAGAUGUAAAAGAUGACAUUUCACUACCCAUAAAUCAAAGCCCUAAACGCAUUGUUGCAAACCUUAAUGCAAAACCUUUGGGGUCCAUAUCGCCUAUCUUAAACCGCAAGUUGAAUCUGCCAGCUUACCAGAAACCUCAAACAAAGGUAAACAAAGUGGUUGCUCCAGAGACUCAAGAGACUUUACAACCAAGCAGACCAUUAACUGGGUCUAGCAACAAGCCACCAGUACCACCACGACCACAGAUUAAACUUACUUUAGCAAACAGCGAAAUUCCAAGUGCUUUGGAAUGUGGAGAUGUCUUGCAGGAAAAGGCUGAAAAACCACUCUCACCACCAUCUGUGAAUGGGGACAGGGUAACCGAGAAACCUGGAAAGCAGGCUGAUCCUGUGGAGGAAUUAACCACACAGAAAUCGAAUUAUCUAAAACAGGAUGCUGCUAAGGAUAAAAUAUCAGAAAGUUCGAUCAGCACCAAGGAUAGUGCGGAUGAUCAGAAUAUCUGGGAGUCCCCAGAAAUUUUAUAUAAAAAUAGACUAGGCAGGUGGACAAGAUCAUCUUCAACAUUUGAAGUUGAAGGCUAUCACAGAUAUCUGAAUGUAGCUCUCUGGUGUAGAGACUCUUUUAAAACUGGCAGUCUUAGUUGUGUAGGUCAUGUUAGUAUUAAACUGGAAGAAAUUGCAUUGGAAUGUCUCACCGCAUCAUCCUUAGAGUACCUUACCAGUUUCAGGUUAAAUGCCCCUGAACCGAAAGCAACAGUAAGCAGAACUGCAUUAAGAAGUUUAAGCAUGCAUAAAGGAUUCAAUGAAAAGCUGUGCUAUGGUGAUAUCACACUAAGCUUCAAAUUUCUAAUGGAGGGAGAGUCUGAGAAUUCAAGUAUGCUGCUAGAACGAGAAAGAGAUGUUAAUUUGCUGGAAGAAAUUCCAACAUUUCAAAAAGAAGAAGCUCCCAUGUCUUCCGUGGUUUUUACGGAAGCCAAACAUAACUUCCAGGAUACACAGUUUCAGAAUUCUACCCUGUGCGAUCAUUGUAAAAGGAAAGUAUGGACAAAGGCUGCUUCUCAGUGUAUGAUCUGUGGAUAUGUUUGCCAUAAGAAAUGCCAGGAAAAAUGUCUCACAGAAAAUCCCUACUGUGUUGCUAUAAAAAGAGUUGAUCUUGAGUCUAAGUCUUUGGGCAAUAGAACUGCAGGCAUUACUAGGCAUAUUAUAAACACAAGUUCACGCUUGCUGAACUUACGUCAAGCUCCUAAAGUACGCCAACCAGAGCAAGGAUCUGAUUUGGUGGAUCCUUCACCAAAGCACACUCCAAACACCUCAGACAAUGAAAGCAGUGAUACAGAAACCUGUGGGACCAACAGCCCAUCUAAACGAGCUUCAGGUGGUACAGGAAAACUCGUUCCGAAAGAGGGUGGGUUGGAUGAUAGUGUCUUUAUUGCUGUAAAAGAAAUUGGCCGUGAUCUUUACAGAGGUUUGCCCUCUGAGGAAAGAAUACAGAAGCUGGAAUUUAUGUUGGAUAAACUUCAGAAUGAAAUAGACCAGGAGUUAGAGCAUAACAACUCUCUGGUUAAAGAGGAGAAAGAAACCACUGAUACUAGAAGGAAAACGCUGCUUUGUGCUGCUUUGACCAAGUCUGGUGAAAGACUUCAAGCUCUGACAUUGCUUAUGAUUCACUACAGAGCUGGCAUUGAAGACAUGGAGUCAUUAGAAAACUCAUGUCUAGCCCAGCCAAGAAAAAUGGCUAAGUAUGAUGAAGGACCCAUAGUAGAAUCAGAAGCUGAUAAUAAUGAAGAGGAUGAUAUAUGCCAGGUGGAAGCAGAGACCUUAAACUACAUAUCUGAAGAGAAACUUUCAGAUUCACCAGAGGUUAUUUAGUUGUUACUCUACACUGGAAAUGUAUCUCUCUUCCUACCACUAUACCGUUUUAAUGAGAGCAUAAGUUUAUUUGCACUUAAGUGUUGUGUAAGUCAGCAUCUGGCAAGCCAUUGCUAGAAUGUUUCAUAAUGCUUUCACUACUUUCAAAAGUGGAAGUCAAAAGUAAUUUAAUGGCCAAGUUUGGAGUGGAAUCUUCUAGAAGCUAUCAGAUUGUGGUUCUUUAUUGAGCUUAGAACUCAGUCUUUUAGAGCUAGACAUUUCUGAAGAAGACUCCUGAAAAAUCUUCAAAUACGAAUAAAAUAUGAACUAGUUUGCA